AUGGAGAGGUUGAUCAUCGCUUUACUCCUGGUGUCUUUUGUCAAGCAUUUCCCAUCUCAUACAUACAUCUCCGUAAUGUAUUGGCUGAUAUGUCUUGCAGUGUGCACCCAAGAUGACGAAGGAAGGAUCAUCGGAGGGUAUCCCUGCCUCCCCCACUCUCAGCCAUGGCAAGCUUACCUGACUGGCCGGUACAUUUGCGGGGGAACUUUGAUUCAUCCAUCCUGGGUGGUAACUGCUGCUCACUGCUAUGGCGGCAACAUCGUCGUGCGCCUGGGAGAACACAACCUGGCUACCUGGGAGGGAGGGCAGCAGGCCCGGAACGUGGCCAGGUACUUCCGCCACCCUCAGUACGACGCCCGCACCCAAAACAACGACAUCAUGUUGCUGAGGCUGGACAGGCCCGUCUCGGUCAGCUGGAACAUACGGCCUCUGAAACUGCCUGCAAGAUCAGAGUGUACGUCCCCUGGGACAGUAUGCCUUGUAUCUGGAUGGGGCACCGUCACCACUCCCCAAGCAACUUUCCCACCAGUCCUACAGUGUGGAAACGUCAGGGUUAUUGCCCCAGAGAGAUGUGCAGCCUCUUAUCCUGGACUCAUCACAAACAACAUGGUGUGUGCUGGUUUACCGGAAGGUGGAGUGGACGCCUGUCAGGGCGAUUCUGGAGGGCCUCUUGUCUGUGAUCAGCAGCUGACAGGGAUUGUGUCCUGGGGCAUGGAGAGAUGUGCCCAGGCCAACCGGCCUGGGGUCUACACGAAAGUGUGCAACUACGUAGACUGGAUCCAGCAAACCAUGUGGAGGAACUAG
This is a messenger RNA of Hemicordylus capensis (graceful crag lizard), 804 nucleotides long. Its product is annotated as trypsin-like. NCBI's taxonomy places the organism in Eukaryota, Metazoa, Chordata, Lepidosauria, Squamata, Cordylidae. The coding region runs from base 1 to 804 and encodes 267 amino acids. The transcript is spliced from 5 exons. Gene Ontology annotation, molecular function: serine-type endopeptidase activity. Gene Ontology annotation, biological process: proteolysis. The record is from RefSeq and is a predicted model, not a curated record.